This is a messenger RNA of Salvelinus fontinalis (brook trout), 1991 nucleotides long. RefSeq names its product chemokine (C-X-C motif) ligand 14 (gene cxcl14). The transcript has 4 exons. Gene Ontology annotation, cellular component: extracellular region. Lineage: Eukaryota; Metazoa; Chordata; Actinopteri; Salmoniformes; Salmonidae. Bases 287 to 589 code for a protein of 100 amino acids. The record is from RefSeq and is a predicted model, not a curated record. Gene Ontology annotation, biological process: antimicrobial humoral immune response mediated by antimicrobial peptide; cell chemotaxis. Gene Ontology annotation, molecular function: chemokine activity.
GGGACAGAGCUGGUUUUUAAAAGCUGCGGCUCAACAACAUGUAGGGAUAAAAGGCCAGAAACGCGAGUGCCGUCAAAUGCGGAUUACAUUUCAUCUGAUUUGAGCGCUCUGGACCUAAGGAGUUCGUCAAAACUCGAGAGUAUUCGGAAGAAUAGAGAUCAAAUACUGUUCCUCCUGUCAUCUCUAAAGUUAAGGAGCGAAUACAAGGAUAGUGUUGUUUGAGUGAUUUUUACUAAGCGAAACCAGUCGGGAGGUCCGAAUUUGAGGUUCAUCAUCAGCAGACAAGAUGCAUCGUUGUACAACAGCAGCGUUGCUUUUGUUAAUUAUUGCUUUAUAUUCCCUCCAAGCAGAAGCCUACAAGUGCAGGUGCACAAGAAAAGGGCCAAAGAUUCGCUACAAGGAUGUGCAAAAGCUGGAGAUUAAACCCAAACAUCCUUUCUGCCAAGAGAAGAUGAUAUUUGUCACCAUGGAGAAUGUGUCGCGCUUCAAGGGGCAGGAGUACUGUCUGCACCCCAAACUGCAGAGCACCAAAAACCUGGUCAAGUGGUUCCGGAUCUGGAAGGAUAAGCAUAGGGUGUAUGAAGCUUAACAUAUAGAUUAUGUAUACAAAGGGAACAAGUGAAAAAAAAAACAUUAAGACUGUUUUUGUGAAGAACAAGACAUUAUCUCCCAGCAAUCAGUACUUGGUCUUGGAGUGAGAUUUAUCAAGCAGUGAUGUCUAGUUUUCUGGUGCCGUUUAAGUUGGCCAUCAGGCUAAUUAUUGUUAGUCACUUAAGUCAUUUCAACUGUAAUAAUGGUCAUAUUUCUCCAAUGCCAACGUUCAAGGCUGUGAAAGAUGAUACAGGAGGAAAUGCUGUGAAAGAGGUCCUUCAUGAAUCUGGCCCAAGGUGUUUUUCUUUCGAAUAGGAGAUGUUUUGUAUGCCCUUGAAUCAUUUGUUUAUUCUGGUGACUACAGUAUGUGGAUGUCUUGUAAGAUGAAAGGAACAUAGGGUUCUUGUUAUUGUACCAACUGGGAGUAAUCCUGCUGUAUCUUGCUGUGCACUCCAGAAGUGUCAAACAUAGCACACUGUAUCUAGCGAAUGUGAUGAAGAUAAUUAUUUAAAAACAACUCUGUAUAUCAUUCAUUUUGUACAUUUGAGUCCAUUCAAAGAGAAUAGUGUACAAGAGAAAGAAACACAUUCAGAUGACUAGGUCAAUGUCAUUUUAGAUGUCCUUGGUGCCAUCCCCUUUCCAUUAUGCAAUAAAUCAGUUGUAGGUUAUUAUAAGGGGUAUGUAAAGUCAGCCUGUUAAUUUAGAUCUUGUAAGACAUAUAUUUUCUGUACUUGGUAGGAACUAUUGUAAACAGCUAUUGUAUAAUAAAUUGUCCAUUUGUCGUAUUUUGUAUCAUUUUCCUGAUGUCUUCAGUGUUCUUAUGCUGUAUUUUACAAAGACUGGAGUUCAUCAAUAUGUUCCAUUGUAGAAGAAACUCUUCAUCCUUACCUAUGGAAAAGUAAUCUUAUCAAGAUAUAUCUAAUUGUACAUCAUAAGAAUCAAGACAUUGAAUCAUGAAAUUGUUACUUAACAAGUGGUUGAUUAUAAAGCAUUUUCGUGAUAUUAUCCAACACCUUUCUGAAUGAUAACCUUCAAGAAGGUGUGAUUAUUUUGUAAGCCAUUGAUAUACGUUGUUACAAUAGCGGUUACAUUUUUAUUUCACCAAACAGAAUGCUCAAUAUACAUUUUCUUCAAAGAAGGUGCAUCCUCAUUUUAUAUAUACAUAUAUCAACAACCAUUUUGUAAAUAGACCAAUAGCCUAUGUUAGUGAGAAUGAAUUCAUCUCAGACGUUCUAGUGUAAUGUAUUGUAUUAUUGAGUUAUUGUUGUUUUGCUAUUUAAAUGUUCAUUCGGUAAGAGAAUUUUGGAGUAUCUGUUUGAACUGACCCACCAAGCACACAUUAAAAACAUUCUAAGGAGUGUAUGUCAACAAGCACAGCUAUAUAAAACAUUUAAAAAGCA